This is a messenger RNA of Pomacea canaliculata, 955 nucleotides long. RefSeq lists its product as uncharacterized. The transcript is spliced from 6 exons. The coding region runs from base 166 to 858 and encodes 230 amino acids. Lineage: Eukaryota; Metazoa; Mollusca; Gastropoda; Architaenioglossa; Ampullariidae. The record is from RefSeq and is a predicted model, not a curated record.
CUCUGAACAAGGAAGACAUUAUCUACAUAAAUGAGUGAAUCAGUUCAGAAAGGUAGUUUUUGUCAAAGUGGAAUUAGUCUUUACGGGACGGACAACGGUGGGCUGGACAGGAUCCAGUUUGUAACUUUAUAACGCAAGGAAUCUAAUAUUAAGUUUUUUGUAUCCAUGGCAACAUCGCUGCUGGCUAUUGUGCUUCCCUGUUCUAUUCUCUUCUUCUAUGGCUGGCAAGAAAACACAGUCGUUGCUUUGCCAGUCGUGGAGGACGACUGCCAGGACCACGUGGGCUUGGGCAUGACGUGCGAGGAAAUGCCAAACUUCUGCAACAACACCUAUGCUCAUAGAGUUUGUCCACGCAAAUGCGGUUUUUGCGUUCCAGGGUCGACAGUGGAGUCAGUUGUAAUUUCUACACACUCCACCACUGACGGUGACUGCUUUGACAAGAUUGUCAACCGCCUGACCUGCGACGACCUAUAUAAUUUCUGCGGCGACCCCUACUCCGUGUCGCUCUGCCCUUCGACCUGCAAUAUCUGCACUCGGAUAGAACCACCUUCAUCACCAGAAACCUUCCAGUCCCCAACCACGGUGAGCGCACCUUCGACGACCUCAUCGACUGCUUUCAUAUCCCCAAGUCCACAUGAGUGCAAAGAUGAUGUACAGGAUCCCGCUGUAUGCAAUUAUCCACACAUUUGCUCGAAUGCUUACGUCCAGAAGGUGUGUCGGAAAUCCUGCGGGCUCUGUUGCGCAGACCAUCUUCGCAAUUUGAGUUGUCAAGACUUCCUAAGCAAGUACAGCAAAAAUCCUUGCGAGGACGAGCUGGGCCAAGCCGCCUGUCCCAAGUUCUGCCAAGAAUGCGUGUAGUGCUGUCAGCUUUGCUUCUCAAUCACCCACGAAGAACACGGACAUUUUUUACUGUGCAACGGACUACAAAACGUGAAUAAAAAUCAUCUUACGCUUG